AUGGUACCUCUCCUGCACAGUAUCUUCACCAUUAUAGUAAUUGCAGAGUUCGUUUUGGGAAAUUGGAGCAAUGGUUUGAUAGUGCUGAAGAACUGCAUUGACUGGAUCAAUAAAAAUGAGCUCUCAACAGUUGAUAAAAUACUCAUUAUCUUGGCAAUUUCCAGAAUUAGUCUCAUCUGGGAAACACUACUUAUGUGGGUUAAAGAUAAAGUAGUUUCAUCUAUUACCACUGAAGAAUUAAAAGUAAUUGUGUUCAGCUUUAUACUAUCUAGCCACUUCAGUCUCUGGCUUGCUACAGCUCUCAGCAUCUUCUAUUUAUUCAGAAUAGCUAAUUGCCCCUGGCAGAUCUUUCUCUACUUGAAAUGGAGACUAAAACAACUGAUUGUGCUGAUGCUGCUCGGAAGCCUGGUAUUCUUGAUUGCAAAUCUGAUACAAAUAACCAUCACUCUUGAAGAGAAGUUCUAUCAAUAUGGAGGGAACACAAGUGUGAAUUCCAUAGAGAAUGAGUUUGCAAUUUUGAUAGAAUUGAUGUUAUUUAACAUGACUGUGUUCUCUAUAAUACCAUUUUCAUUGGCCUUAAUUUCUUUUCUUCUCCUAAUCUUCUCUUUGUGGAGACAUUUCCAGAAGAUGCAGCUCAGUUCCAGAGGACACAAAGACCCUAGUACUAAGGCCCACAGGAAUGCCUUGGGAAUUAUGAUCACCUUCCUCUUGCUCUAUACAACGUAUUUCCUCUCUCUUCUUAUAUCAUGGAUAGCUCAGAAGAAUAAAAGUGAACUGGUCCACACUAUUUGUAUGAUAAUUUCACUCCUAUAUCCUACAGCCCACUCAUUUAUCCUGAUUCUGGGAAAUACUAAAUUAAAGCAGACUUCUCUUUGGGUACUGAGGCAGCUGGGAUGUAGCCUAAAAGGACAGAAUACACCAACUACAUAA
Messenger RNA from Mastomys coucha (southern multimammate mouse), 930 nucleotides. It is a transcript of the gene Tas2r13, whose product is annotated as taste 2 receptor member 13. Gene Ontology annotation, biological process: G protein-coupled receptor signaling pathway; sensory perception of taste; detection of chemical stimulus involved in sensory perception of bitter taste. The record is from RefSeq and is a predicted model, not a curated record. Gene Ontology annotation, molecular function: G protein-coupled receptor activity; bitter taste receptor activity. NCBI's taxonomy places the organism in Eukaryota, Metazoa, Chordata, Mammalia, Rodentia, Muridae. Gene Ontology annotation, cellular component: membrane. Bases 1 to 930 code for a protein of 309 amino acids. The transcript has a single exon.